CCAAAUCAGGCCAAAUUGUUAUUGUUUUGAUUUAGAUGAUACCUAGAGAGUAGAUCCCAUGUUGGGCAUGAUUCGAUUCAGGUUUUCAGGCACAGACGACGUCAUUUAUUUCUUUCUUUGAUACGCGACUGACGCGAGGUUAACUUAAGGGCUCCCCAACUUUUUCUUCAAGCAUAAUGUCCAGCUCUAAAGAGUCGCCUUUACCCACUCCAAGCCCUGCCCCUCGAAGGAAAAUUGCUGCAGUGAAGAAACCUCUAACUGUUGAAGACGAAAGCACUUUAUUCUGUAUUAUUAGAAAUGGCAAAAGUUCUGUUCAGAAAACUGUAGAUGAAUGGAUUGAACAGUACAAAGCUGAUCGUGACUCAGGAUUGCGUGCCAUAAUGCAGUUCUUCAUUAGUGCUUCUGGAUGUAAAGGGAAAAUAACCUCUCAAAUGCAAAGUAGCAUGGAAUAUGCUGCUAUAAUCCGUCAUAUGACCGAAGAGUUUGAUGAAGAAAGUGAUGAGUACCCGAUAAUCAUGUCUGGUCCACAAUGGAAAAAAUUUCGAAGCAAGUUCUGUGACUUCGUUCAGACACUUGUGAAGCAAUGCCAAUAUUCCAUCAUUUAUGAUCAGUACCUCAUGGAUAAUGUAAUUUCGCUACUUACUAGUCUUUCUGAUUCACAAGUAAGAGCGUUUCGUCAUACUGCUACACUAGCUGCUAUGAAAUUCAUGACCGCGUUGGUUGAAGUGGCUCUGACUGUAUCGAUUCAUCUUGAUAACACGUCUCGUCAGUAUGAAGUUGAGUUGCAGAAAAUACACACACGAACCCGUGCUGGUCAUCUUAAAGAGAUGCUUCAAGAACGACAAGAAUUCGAUGAAAACCUCCAUGCCGUUAAAUCCAUAUUGACUUACUUAUUCAAGUCAGUUUUUGUCGAUCGUUAUCGAGAUAUCGUCCCCGAAAUUCGUGCCAUUUGUAUGGGAGAAAUAGUCUUUUGGAUAAAGCGAUUCCCUAAACAUUUUCUGGAUGAUUCUCACCUCCUGAAGUACAUUAAGUGGGAUCUUAAUUGUAAAGUUGGCGAUGUUCGUUCAAAAUGUCUUCAAGCCCUCCAACCGCUCUAUGUUUCAGAAGAACUUAAGGGAAAAUUGGAAUUUUUCACCAGCAAAUUUAAGGAUUGUGUCGUUUCGAUGACACUAGACAAAGAGUACGAUGUUGCCGUCCAAGCUGUUCGCUUGAUCUCCAGCAUUCAUAAGUAUCAUCGAGAAAUAUUGUCAGAUAAGGAUUGCGAGGCUGUUUAUGAGUUGGUGUUCUCUUCCCAUCGAGCCGUUGCGCAAGCUGCUGGUGAGUUUCUCAACGAGCGGCUUUUCACACUCGAUGAUACCAGUCCCCCGGCUCUACGUACUCACCGUGGUAAAAAGAGACUGCCUAAUACACCUCUCAUUCGGGAUUUGGUUCAAUUUUUCAUCGAGUCUGAGUUGCCUGAACACGGAGCAUAUUUGGUCGACUCCCUCAUUGAUUCAAAUGAAAUGAUGAAAGAUUGGGAGUGCAUGACGGAUUUGUUAAUGGAAGAUCCCGGGCCAGGCGAAGAGUCUUUAGAUGAUGAGCAAGAAACAAGUUUGAUCGAACUGAUGAUAUGUUGCAUCGAACAAGCCGCGACUGGGAAGUCACCCUGCGGGCGCGCACCUACAAGAAAGAUUACGACCGCGAAAGAAACCAAACAAGCCCAAGAUGAUCGUGUUCGACUAACUGAACAUUUUAUACAAACCAUUCCUCUGUUACUCGGGAAAUACAUCAAGGAUCCUGAAAAAGUUGCAAACCUCCUGUGGAUCCCUCAAUUCUUCAAUUUGGAAAUCUACACUACCUCACGUCAAGAAGAGAGAUUUGAAUCGUUAUUGGGUCUGAUGCAAAAUGUUGUCGAGACAUACACCGAAACAGAAGUGCUUGAAAUCUGUGCCAUAACUUUGGAAGUUCUGUGUGAUGAAGAUCACGCCAUCUACUCUCGAUGUGACGUCAUAAGUACUUUAAUGAAUCGUCUGUUUAACAAAUUGCGUGAAGUUCUUGACUCUCAUGUAGCACUGAUCAAUAGCGACAAAAAACCCGACGAAGAGGAGGUGUUUGCCCUGGUUUCCAGUUCGAAGAAAGUUGAUAUCUUCUUUUCGUGUUGCAAUCUUGGACCAUGGACAUGGAAAAUGUGGGAUCCUCUUUACAACGCUGUUCAAGAAUCUAUAGAUCUAAACCUGAUGCCACCUGAAGCUAUAAUACACUGCAUUUCAGCCUGCUAUUCUGUCAUUUUAUGGGAACUUCGACAGCUAAAAAAUGGGUCCGGACGAGGAACGUCUGCCGGCCAACAACAAAAGCAACUGAGAGAUCAUUUGAAUGACUACAUUUCGCUCAUGACCCUGCUCAUAAUUGCUUCAGAUGAUCAUCUGGUUAGGGAAGAGGCCUUCAUGUCUGCGUGCGAGUUUCUCUCUGAUUUUUCCGAGAAACUCGCAUCAGACAAUCCUCUUUUAAGACCUCUUGUCUACCAGCCUGAUGGUGACCUACAACAAAUUCUGAAGGAAUUUGGGGAUAACGCCGCCAGAAUCCCAGCUAUAACGCUCGGGAAUCCCAACAAUCCAACUGGCCCUCACAAUUUAGCGUUUCUAGGGGGCGUCCCUAAACUGCGAAAGCGAAACGCGAAACGCGAAACGCCUAAAAUGCGAAACAGCUGUGCGAAACGGACCCAAAAGUUGGGACCCUGUUUCACAUUUUAGGCGGGAAUUAUUUUCAAACUAUUUAAAAACGUUUCUUCCUCCUAGCGCUAGAUGUCUUACUUUUGCAAAAUUUGCUAUAUUUAUUUUGAAGUUUGAACUACUUUGCACAUCUCUAAUACAUUUAUCGGCAGUUGCUGUUAGAAAUUAAAUGAAAACUGACGAUAAUGACUAUAGGGAAAUUUGGAAAAUCAACAGUAGAUGGCGAUUUUUAGCUUAAUACCAUUUUGGAAAUCGAACAGUAGAUGGCGAUGUUUAGCUCAAUACCAAAAAAACAACUAACUGUCGCAAUUACGGAAGCUAAGAAGUAAGAACAUUGACGACUGAGUGAUAGAAUUCGUAAACAAGAUUUUCUUAACACGUUAAAAUAAAAAUGGAUUAUCAUUCCUUUUAUUUUAUUUUUUUUUCCUUAUUUUCAUCUUUCAUGUUGGCAGAUGCUUACGGGUACAGAUUAAAAGUAGAUUUAAUUAAUAAUGGUCCAGCUGUCCUGGAUUCCAAUAUAACCUUCACUGUAGUAUUGUCCAACCCUUCUGGAAUUGUCCCAUCAGGUCCUUUUUACUGUACAUUUUAUGAUGAACUUGGAC
Messenger RNA from Daphnia pulex (common water flea), 3310 nucleotides. Its product is annotated as cohesin subunit SA-2-like. The transcript is spliced from 12 exons. The record is from RefSeq and is a predicted model, not a curated record. Gene Ontology annotation, biological process: sister chromatid cohesion. The coding region runs from base 177 to 2729 and encodes 850 amino acids. Gene Ontology annotation, molecular function: chromatin binding. Gene Ontology annotation, cellular component: nucleus; chromatin; cohesin complex. NCBI's taxonomy places the organism in Eukaryota, Metazoa, Arthropoda, Branchiopoda, Diplostraca, Daphniidae.